CGUGCCUCUGACGCAGGGACUUCCCGAAAGUCAACAGCAACCGCGAGAAGAAAAAAAGCGCAACAUGGCUCCCAGAGUUGAACUCACGAACGCCGCAGCGAUCCCCAUGCUGGUGCUCCUGUCUCUGGUCCGGCCGGCGGAGGCUUACGAUGCGGGCGACACUCUGGCCCUGCUCCUGUGCACCGUCCUGGCCGUGGUGGGUGUCUGCGCCUUCCUCGGCUGCUACGCACGGAGACGGAACGCGCAGCUGUGAGAGGGGGGGGGGGACUGGCUCGUCACCUGCCGAACGCAUUAUUAUUAUGACCCAUCUAUCUGAUCUAAUGCGCACCUUCUGCCCCUCGGGUUCGUGUUUGACUGAUUGACAAACGUGCCUUAUUGGAAUUAAUGCGUUCAACGACAACGGGGAACUAUACGUGGACUCUGUUGCGGGAUGUGGAAGGAGACAACCAGGAAGAGAACAGGAUCUGUUGUUGCACUGCUGAGGCUUGAAGACCAAACACUGUUGCAUUAUAUAUGAAAAGACUGCUGCUGUUACUGUGUGUUGUCACCACGACGCUUGCUUUGUAUAACACUGUAUAACACUGUGAUUUACUGAUGUGUUUAUGCCUGCAAUGUGCAACACGUUGCCGUUGUUUAAAGCACAAUAUCACAAGUUGCAUAUACAGAGUGGAGCUUUCGUACUUUCCGUUGUUACAACAUGCGACAGUAUAUCUCUGAGAAUAAUAAAUAAAUGAUGCUC
Cyclopterus lumpus (lumpfish) is the source of this 739-nucleotide messenger RNA. Its product is annotated as small integral membrane protein 30-like. The record is from RefSeq and is a predicted model, not a curated record. NCBI's taxonomy places the organism in Eukaryota, Metazoa, Chordata, Actinopteri, Perciformes, Cyclopteridae. The transcript has a single exon. Bases 65 to 253 code for a protein of 62 amino acids.